Messenger RNA from Colletotrichum higginsianum IMI 349063, 1065 nucleotides. RefSeq names its product Molybdenum cofactor synthesis domain-containing protein. The transcript is spliced from 6 exons. Lineage: Eukaryota; Fungi; Ascomycota; Sordariomycetes; Glomerellales; Glomerellaceae. The record is from RefSeq and is a predicted model, not a curated record. Bases 1 to 1065 code for a protein of 354 amino acids.
AUGUUCGCCCGCCUCACCCAGCUGUCCCGCCACAUCCCCUCGGCCCAGACACUCACCCAAGCCGUCAAGCCCGCCUUUCCUCUCUCCGGCCUCGCCCGCGCCAGAAUCAUGGUCUCAGCCGACGAGCGCAACACCCGCACCAUCCACACGGCGGCAUGUCUGAUUAUCGGCGAUGAGGUGCUCGGUGGGAAGGUGAGUCCCUGCGCCGUGGCGUUCCGUCCAAUUGUCCAUAUGUCUGCCUUUGGCAGUGUACAUGAUAGAUGCCGUGGGCGUGCAUAUGUUGACCAAUUACCUCAGACCAACUCGGCGUACAUGGCCAAGUGGUGCUUCUCCUUGGGUAUUAACUUGAAGAGAGUCGAGGUCAUCGAGGACGAUGAGAGCGAAAUCGUCGAGGCCGUCAGGCGCAUGAGCGACCGCUACGACUUUGUCGUUACCAGGCACGACGACAUCACCUACCAGUCAAUAGCCAAGGCUUUUGACCUGCCCCUCGUCCUCAACCAAGACGCCUUCGAGCGCAUGAAGAGGCUCUCGAAGCCGCACCCGAACCAGCCGCACUUCGACUGGGACGUCGACUCCCCGGCUCUGCAGGCGAAGCUGCGGAUGGUCAUCCUCCCCACCGACGAGAAGCGAGACCCCAGCAAGCAGUUCCUCUUCCCCCACGAGGAUCUCUGGGUCCCCGUCAACGUCGUCAACGGCAACAUCCACAUCUUGCCCGGCGUCCCGCGCCUCUUCGAGAAGCUCCUGGACGGCCUGAAGCCGAGCAUCGUGCCCCGGCUCACCGACCCGGAGGGCAAGGGCCUCUGCCGUGUGCUCAUCUCCACGCCGCUCCCGGAGAGUGCCGUCGCCGGAUACCUGACCCAACUCGCGGCCAAGGUGGAGCCCAAGGGCGUCAAGGUCGGCAGCUACCCCCGGUGGGAACAAAACGGCACGGUCACGCUGGUUGGACGGGACCAGGCCUUCAUCGAGAGCAUCGUGGACGAGGUCGUGGAAGGUGUUCAGGGCAAGCGCGUAUAUGCGGAGGGCGAGGAUGAUACCACAGCCAAAGCGGGAAAGGGCAUCGAGUAG